AAGAAUCCCCUUCGACUGCCUCCACCACACCUGAUUCUACCGAGGGCGGCAACGAUGAAUCCGACUUCCCCGAGCUGCAGACGGCGCGGGAAUUCUCUGAGGACGAAGAAGAGGCCUCCGUGGAGUGGGGGACCCCGCGGGAGCUGACUUUCUCCUACAUCACGAUCGCGGGGGGCCCCAGCAGCAGCCCCACCAUGGGGGAGCCCGGGUCUCGGGGCAGGCGCGACUCCCAGACCCGCCGGACGCGGCCCGCGCUGCCCCGCACGGAAACCUGCGAGACUUUUGUGCCGGCUCUGGGGGACAGUUUGGAGAAUAUUCCCAGCCUCUGCCCGUCCCCCGAAGGAGAGGGGGCAUCGCCUCCUGGGCAUGGCCAGGGACUGGACCCCUUCUCAGGCUGGGACGUCGAAACGGGCAGCGUUGACGAACCACCGGUCACAGAGGAAGGAAGAGGGCUGGAUUUAUACCCACAGCACAGCCCCACGACGGAGGCAGCGGAAUGGGGACGGUGCAGGACGUCAUCUUCAGAUACUUCCUCGGAGGAGCUCCCGCGACCCGACGCCUUAACGCCCCCGCCUGCGGAAGGCACCUCCCCUGGGGCGUCCGCCGCCCGACACCAAACAGUGACCUCGCUGGAGUCCCACCACCAUCUAGUGCUGGAGGAAGAGAUG
Messenger RNA from Gekko japonicus, 668 nucleotides. RefSeq names its product reticulon-2-like. The record is from RefSeq and is a predicted model, not a curated record. The transcript has 3 exons. The annotation marks the transcript as partial. Lineage: Eukaryota; Metazoa; Chordata; Lepidosauria; Squamata; Gekkonidae.